Drosophila willistoni is the source of this 2708-nucleotide messenger RNA. Its product is annotated as flocculation protein FLO11. The transcript has 3 exons. The record is from RefSeq and is a predicted model, not a curated record. Gene Ontology annotation, molecular function: lipase activity. Gene Ontology annotation, biological process: lipid metabolic process. NCBI's taxonomy places the organism in Eukaryota, Metazoa, Arthropoda, Insecta, Diptera, Drosophilidae. The coding region runs from base 42 to 2630 and encodes 862 amino acids.
ACUUCUGGGAAAAGAGCCAGUAAAAGUUUUCCAUAUGCACAAUGAGGUUGUGCUUCAUUUUAGCGAUUUGCGUGCUCACUGUCAACGCCCUGCCCAUCGAUGAUGACCUGAGGCGGGAAACUGGUGUAAAUGGAUGGUAUGUACCACAAUGGGAUGGCAGUCUCAAGUGGAUAGGAAUGGCGGAAGCCGAAGCUCAAAUGGCUUACUAUGAGGAUUUGGAAAAACAUGAGAGCCAGAGUCGUUUAUCGACAAACACGGUUAAAUUCUAUUUGUACACGCGUCAAAAUCCAACCCAAGGACAAUUGAUCAAGGCCACCAAGGAUUCAAUUGAUGCUUCCUACUUCAAUCCCAAUAAUCCCACAAGAUUCACCAUCCACGGUUGGAACUCCAACUAUAAAGAUGGUGUAAAUACUGGAGUGGCUUCCGCCUGGUUCUCAUAUGGCGAUUACAAUAUGAUCGCCGUGGACUGGUCUCGAGGACGCUCCUUGGAAUAUGCCACGUCAGUUGCUGCAGUCAGUGGUGCUGGCAAAAAGAUAGCUGACCUAAUUGAUUAUCUUGUUAAAAAUUAUCAAAUGUCAUUGGACGAGCUUGAGGUAGUUGGAUUCAGUUUGGGAGCCCAUGUAGCAGGUUACACGGCCAAGCAAGUGACCACCGGUCAAGUGCGCAAGGUAGUGGGUCUAGAUCCGGCCAGUCCACUUAUUAGUUACAGUAAGCCAGCCAAGCGUCUGUCCAGCGACGAUGCCUUUUAUGUCGAAACCAUCCAAACCAAUGGUGGCACAUUGGGAUUCACCAAUCCCAUCGGCAAGGCGUCUUUUUAUCCCAAUGGCGGCAAAUCGCAGCCUGGCUGCGGAAUAGAUAUAACAGGUAGCUGUUCCCACACUCGCGCAGUAACAUAUUAUAUUGAGUGCUUAUUAAACGACAAUUACGCUUCCGUAAAAUGCCCAACACAUACGGAUGCCAAUAAGAAGAAUUGCGGAAGCACCUACAGUUCCGUACGUAUGGGCUCAUUAGCGAAUGAGGUUUCAGCCGAAGGUCCCUACUACGUUCCUUUGAAUAGUGUAUCCCCCUAUGGCAUGGGCGAAGAGAUUUCCCCAACACCAGCCCCAACAACUACAACUGCACAAGAACCAGUGACUACUUUAAAGCCUGAAGUUCCCGAAGAAACAACCGCUGCUCCGGAAGAAAACGAAACAUCGAAGGCUCCGGAAGAGAAUGAAACAUCUGCUGCCCCUGAAGUUCCCGAAGAAACAACCGCUGCUCCGGAAGAAAACGAAACAUCGAAGGCUCCGGAAGAGAAUGAAACAUCUGCUGCCCCUGAAGUUCCCGAAGAAACAACCGCUGCUCCGGAAGAAAACGAAACAUCGAAGGCUCCGGAAGAGAAUGAAACAUCUGCUGCCCCUGAAGUUCCCGAAGAAACAACCGCUGCUCCCGAGGACAACGAGACAACUGCUGCUCCGGAAGACAACGAGACAACCGCUGCUCCCGAGGACAACGAAACAACCGCUGCUCCUGAAGACAACGAGACCACCGAUGCUCCCGAGGACAACGAGACAACCGCUGCUCCCGAGGACAACGAAACAACCGCUGCUCCGGAAGACAACGAAACAACAGCUGCUCCCGAGGACAACGAGACAACCGCUGCUCCCGAGGACAACGAAACAACCGCUGCUCCUGAAGACAACGAGACAACCGAUGCUCCGGAAGACAACGAGACAACCGCUGCUCCCGAGGACAACGAAACAACCGCUGCUCCGGAAGACAACGAGACAACCGAUGCUCCCGAGGACAACGAGACAACCGCUGCUCCUGAAGACAACGAGACAACCGAUUCUUCCGAGGACAACGAGACAACCGCUGCUCCCGAGGACAACGAGACAACCGCUGCUCCCGAGGACAACGAAACAACCGCUGCUCCUGAAGACAACGAGACAACCGAUGCUCCGGAAGACAACGAGACAACCGCUGCUCCCGAGGACAACGAAACAACCGCUGCUCCGGAAGACAACGAAACAACCGCUGCUCCCGAGGACAACGAGACAACCGCUGCUCCCGAGGACAACGAAACAACCGCUGCUCCUGAAGACAACGAGACAACCGAUGCUCCGGAAGACAACGAGACAACCGCUGCUCCCGAGGACAACGAAACAACCGCUGCUCCGGAAGACAACGAGACAACCGAUGCUCCCGAGGACAACGAGACAACCGCUGCUCCUGAAGACAACGAGACAACCGAUUCUUCCGAGGACAACGAGACAACCGCUGCUCCCGAGGACAACGAGACAACCGCUGCUCCCGAGGACAACGAAACAACCGCUGCUCCUGAAGACAACGAGACAACCGAUGCUCCGGAAGACAACGAGACAACCGCUGCUCCGGAAGACAACGAAACAACAGCUGCUCCCGAGGACAACGAAACAUCAGAAGAUCCUGAAGACAAUAAAACUACCUCCGCUCCGGAAGAGAUCGAAACAACAAGUACCACCGAAGAUGGAGGUUGGGGGACACCCAUAACUGUCCCGCCCCAUGACGAUGACGAUAAAAAGGGGCAGUCGAAGAACAUUUACAUCCUUAACUUAAUCUUCAUGAAUGUUAACGUGAAUGGAGUUUCCAAGCUUGUGAAUGGCAAUUAAGCCGUACAGGCAUGGCUUGCAUAGCAGGGACUAGCUGGCGCCUUUGAAAAUUUGCAAUAAAGCUGAACUAAUAUUGAA